This is a messenger RNA of Durusdinium trenchii, 618 nucleotides long. The record is from the annotation of a GenBank genome assembly. Lineage: Eukaryota; Dinophyceae; Suessiales; Symbiodiniaceae.
AUGCAAAGACGUUUGGAGUGCGUCCGCAAAAAGUAUGUGGAGAAGCGCGAGAAGAGCAUUGUGUUUGGCAAGAAUUCGAUGUGGGCUGAUGUUGAGGGGGAUGAAGCCACGUUUGAUAAGAGAAUCAAAGGAGAUCAUUGCCUUCUAUGGGAGCAAUGGUGUGGCCUCGUUCAGCGUGGCAGGCCUGAGACUUUGGUUCUUGCUCGUCUCCAACCUCCUCUCACCAUACCCCGUGCUCCUGGCCCAGGACCUAUCACUAAGAAAGAUUGGAAGCCUCUUGCCCAGAAGCAUCUUGCCAACAGGAAAAUCAUCUUCCACACGGAUUCCGCCAAGGCGUACAAGCUCAAGCUUCCUGGAGUGAUUCACGAUGUUGUCAGCCACAAGCUUCCUGAUGGUAAACAUCUGAAAGUGAAGGCUGGCACUCAGCACAUUGACUGGUGCUGGAAGUUCCUGAAGGAACGCCUGUCUGAAGGACCGGGCUGCCGGGCUGGCAUGGCAAGGCUUCGGCGCAAAAUUCGGGCAACCCAGUAUGAGUACUGGCACCGGGGCAAUGACCUAUGGUCAUGCACUGGGGACCUGCUGCACGACUAUAUGUCAGACAUCAUGGCGAAGCCUUAG